UAGGGCGUUGCUGGAGAAAGCAUCCCCUGGCGACGUUUCCCCAAAGCGCCGACAUAAGCGAAACGAGCCAUGGCGCCGCCGCCGGAGGGUCUGGAGGUGCGGUGCGCGGGGUGCGGCGAGACGCUGGAGGUGGAUCCGGGGCUGACCGAGUUCAUCUGCCCGGACUGCGCCACGCCUCAGUCGCUCCCACCGGAGCUCAUGCCGCCGCCGCCGCCACGCCGGAAGGCGCUGCCCCUGCCCCGCGCCGCCGCCGACGUCCGGGGCGCGCGGCUUCCGUGCGGCUCAUGUGGAGCGCUACUGAGCGUGCCGGUCGGGCUGGCGCGCUGCGCCUGCCCAGUCUGCGGCACCGAGCUCGCCAUCGACACCGCGCGGCUUCGGCAUUACCUCCUGUCGUCCGCUACGGCGGAGGGCGCCGUACCCGUGGUGCCAGUCGGCAACUCCUCAGCGCCACCGAUCCUCCAAGCCCAGGAGGUGCAUCAAGAACAUCCUAAUUUUGGAAUUUGUGUAGGAUUUCUGCAAAAAGAGCCUGAUAAUCGCCCAGAUUGUAUGGAACAGGUACAAGCAAAGCAUCCAAAACAGCUAAUUCCAGAGCAGGCAUAUCAAGAUAAUCCUCAUUAUACUAGCGAAAGAGAGGAGGUACAUGAUAUGAAUGGAAUUUUUACUAGGCAUACUAAGCAGACAAACAUGCACCGAGUUGGCCCUGGAACUGUUAGUGCAGAAAAGAGAGACGGAGAGCCUCUAAAUCAUGUCCAGCAUCAGGCAAAAGUUCAAUGUUCCACAACACGUAUAGAGGAGAGGCAGCCGCUGACUCCCAAUCAGAUCAUCCAACAGGCACACAACCAGCCUUCUGGUCGUGCGAUAUGUACAGAAAGUGCUCACGCGGAGGAUGGAGAUGGGGUGAUUCAUGUCCAUGAAAAGAAACAGCAGCAUGUCAAUCAGGCAAACCAAACAGAAGGGUUAUGCACUCAAGUGGUCAAUGAGAAUAUUGCAGGGGACAGCAACAGAAGGGGAGUCAGGUGCGCAGCUCGCUGCGAUGCUACAGGUGCACGGAAGAGGAAGGCGCAUGAAGCAAAUGAAGCUAUAAAGCAUGCGCAGCGACAACAAUAUGAUUCAGAGUAUCAUAUGGAAUCAGAAAACCAAGUGACCUGUGCAGAAAAGGAAGAGUUAAAAUCUUCCAGUUGCAGAAUCCUCAAGCGAAAAAAGAAGGGUUUGGCAGCUGCUUCAAAUUCAGGUCUUCAACUUAGGCGCAGCAAACGUUUGGCAAAAGAUUCACCUGCUUCCAUAGACCAAAAACAUGUUCAAAAUGAGUUUCUUGAACUGCCGGCUUCUCCAGGUGGCCAAGCAUCAGAUACAGUUAUAGACAAUGAACCAAUACCCCGGGGGACUGUUGAGAGUCAAGGAGGGACUCCGACUAGCCACAUACAAGCCACUAUCACAAAUAGCGAACCACCAGAAAGUGAUCAUGAUGAGCAGCAUGCUGGUUUUCCGGAUCAGAGUUUAUCUGACUCUCCAGAUAUUGAUAGAGUCAUCAACGAUAUAUGUCCUAGUCCAUCCCCUCGGCAGGAGGUGCCCGAACCAAGCACUAACGAGUUAGACGGCCAUCAUUUAUCUACACCACCACCUUCACAUCUUGACUUGUCCGAUCCCGAGCAGUUUGCGCGUAAUUACAUACCCCCGGAGGUUAGAAAGGCCCUUGCAGAUCUGGGGUCUAAUUCACUCUUUGAGCAUACAAUGUCCCAGGCAAGCUCUAAUGAAGCAUGCCUGCGUGAUUUAACUGAUUCAGAAGGGGAUGACCCUUCGUUCUCGACUCGACAGAAUGUUGCAGGUACGAACAGAAACCAGAGGCGUCAACGUGGUCUGACACUCAGUCUUAAUGUGUGGACACUACCUAAGGGUGUGCUCAUACCAGUUUCACUGAACACUUCAGGUGAACCCGUUGGAAAAGAGGCAGGCACCUUGAGUAAUUUUUUGAGCGCAAUAGCACGAGAUGGAAUAUUGGCACCUCUGAUAUAUCAGGAUUGGAGGUGUGUUCCAGAGAAAAACAAGGAUAUAAUGUGGCGUAUUGUCAAGCUCAAAUUUGACAUAGCCCCAAUUGGUGAGCUGUGGAUCAUAAAGUCUCUAGGAAAAAGGUGGAGAAGUUGGAAAUGUAACUUAAAAGUACACCAUUUUGAUACUCAUGAGACAGAAGAGGAACGCCUUGCUGACCGAAAUCCUCGUGUUAGCAAAGAACAGUGGCGAUUCCUAGUUUCAUAUUGGAGUACUGAAAAGGCGACGGCUGCAAGUGCUCGCAAUAGAGCUUGCCAGGCAAACGUCGUUGCUCAUCAUACUGCAGGAACAAAGAGCUUCGCAAGGAUAAUUGAAGAGGAGAAGAAAAAACGACCAAACAAGGAUGGGCCUACUGUUACGGAUUUGUUCGUAUUGACUCAUACACACAAGAAUGGGAAACCUACAAAGAAGGCAACAGCUGAUAUCAUUGCACGAAUGCAUGAAGAUUCCCAGAAGCGGGCAGAAGGCUCGGGAAGUGAUUCUACCACACACAAGUCUGUACUGGAGUUCUCCUCGAAGGGCCUACGAGGGAAGACAGCCCUGCAAGCAUCCUUCAAGGAAGCUAUGGAGGCUAAACAGAAAGCUGAAGACGAGGCAGCCGCGUUGAAGGAAAAAAUGAUGGCAAUGGAAGAAAGCCAGAGAAAAAUGCAGGAGGAUUUGGCAAAUUUGAAGAGCACAGUUAGUGCCAUAGACAAGACAGUGCCAACUGGUGACUUACCAGGUCAACAAAUGCACAACAGAGCGUCUGGUACCAACUUUCAAGGUAAACUAACAGGUGGACCAUCGUUUCCUCCAGGUUUCGCACAGAAUCCAGAUCCUUCGGUACGAAGAUCAGGUCGAAAACGCGCCAAGCACAUGUGAAAGUAUGCAUCCAUAUCUUGAUUUUCCUGCACACCAUAUGAUCAUUUCACACCGCCUCAUCAACAGCACUCAGCAUGCAAUGAUGCAAUGCCAUCUUUAUCAUGGCAAUGAUUUUUUUUUUUAACUGGUGGCAAUGGAUCUAUGAAAUGAAGAAGAAAGUGGACUAGGGCGGUAGCUGCUUGUUCAUGUGGACUCCCAAAAGCUAGAAUUGAACGUAUGUACUUCAGCAUUAUGUUUAUUGGUUGUUGUAACCGAAGACUCUGGAUCAUGAUAUGCCUGUUAUGUUUGAACGUGAUUACGUCUUAGCAUUUUUCUUUUA
Lolium perenne is the source of this 3226-nucleotide messenger RNA. RefSeq lists its product as uncharacterized. The record is from RefSeq and is a predicted model, not a curated record. Lineage: Eukaryota; Viridiplantae; Streptophyta; Magnoliopsida; Poales; Poaceae.